Episyrphus balteatus (marmalade hoverfly) is the source of this 1664-nucleotide messenger RNA. Its product is annotated as U2 small nuclear ribonucleoprotein auxiliary factor 35 kDa subunit-related protein 2. The transcript has 6 exons. Gene Ontology annotation, molecular function: pre-mRNA 3'-splice site binding; metal ion binding. Bases 67 to 1581 code for a protein of 504 amino acids. Gene Ontology annotation, biological process: mRNA splicing, via spliceosome. The record is from RefSeq and is a predicted model, not a curated record. Gene Ontology annotation, cellular component: U2AF complex; spliceosomal complex. NCBI's taxonomy places the organism in Eukaryota, Metazoa, Arthropoda, Insecta, Diptera, Syrphidae.
UAUUCAUUUUCAAAUGUCAUCUGUCAUCUUUGACAUUUCGAGUUUGUUUUGAAAUUUUCGAACCAAAUGGCUGAAGAAAAUCAUCACAAAAAAAAACACAAAGAAUGGCGAAAACAAGUAAAAAAGCUGCGAAGAAAAAAAAUCCGCCAAAAACUAGCCGAAGAACGAAACAAACUUGCUGCCGAAGAAGAAUCAUCGCGUUUAAACGACCCAAACUACCUCAAAUGGCUUCAAGAUCAAGAAGAAUUGGAAAACCUCCAACGUGAACACGAAGAACAACGACGACAAGAACAAGAAAAACUUUGGUUGCGUCGCGAACUCGUCGCCCAAAAACAAUUCCGUGAACAACAGAAAAAACAAGAAGCUACUGCAGCUGCCAAGGAAGCUGAACGUCAACGAAUUCAAAAAGAAUUCGAAGAACUUCAAAAAAAGUCACAACAACGUCGCGAAGAACGCAAACAACGCGAAGAACAAGCCAAAAGAGAUCACGAAUUGAUGAUGGACAAAAUCUUUGAUUACAUUGAAUUGGGUGGAACAAUUCCCGAAGAACUCACUUCGAAUGUUCAAUCCAAUCCGAAUCAUCUUGAAUGUGCUAUAUUUUCAAAGACAAAUGCUUGUCGUUAUGGAAUUCAAUGCAAAAGGAAUCACAUUCGUCCAAAACUUAGUCGGAUUUUGUUUAUUCCGAAUUUCUUUUCACACAUUCGUUUGGAACAUGGUGGAACUACGCAUGCGGGGGAUAUUAAUCUUGAGUGCCCCGAAGAGGAUCUAAAUAAUGACUAUAAAGUGUUCUUUGAAGAUGUCACUGAAGAACUCAAGAAAUUUGGGGAGAUUUUAAAUUUCCGAACUUGUAUGAAUACUCAACCGCAUUUGAGAGGGAAUGUUCUUGUGGAAUAUUCAUCGGAAAGAGAUGCAUUAAAGGCUUAUGUUCAACUCAAUGGACGAUUCUAUGCCAGUCGUCAGAUAAAUGUUGAAUUUUCUGGAAUGAAGGCGUGGAGAAGCGCUAUUUGUGGAUUAUCAUUGGCAAAUAAAUGUCCCAAAGGUAGAGGAUGUAAUUUUUUGCACAUUUUUAAAAAUCCUGGAAAUUUGUAUAACAUCCCAGUAAAUCAACCAGCCCAAAAAGUUGAAGAUUCAGUGAGGAGUAACUCACAAAAAGGAACAAGAGAUGGUUCGGUGAUGAGUUGGAAUGAUGAUAGAGAUAAUAGAAGUAGGAGAAAUUGGCGUUGGUCAGAUAGUCCUGAGCCAAGAUCAAAAGAUGACAAACUUGAAAAUAAAUCUAGGGAAACUUCAAAAAGAGAUCGAGAGCAAUCUAAUGAACGAUAUCGAAGUAGUGAAAGGUAUAACAGAAAUAAUAGAGAUAAGCGCAGCAAAUCCAAAGAUAGGAGUUCUAGUCGCAGUUUAAGAUAUGAUUCGCGUCAAAGUGAAAGUUCAAGUAGAAGUCGAAAAGACCAAAAACGAAGCAAGUCGAAAAGUCCUUCAAGUUCUCGAAAACAUCAUAAAGGCGAUGAUCGUGAAAGGCAUCAUAAGGAGGAUGAUAGAGAGAAGCAUCAUAAGAAGAAGAAACACAAAUCCAAAAAGGAGUAAUAUCGAAUGUAUCUAGAUUUGGAUAGUACGAUUUAAAUAAAAAGAAAUUAUUUCUACUUGCUUUUUUAAUAAUAAAAGUACCU